This is a messenger RNA of Anisakis simplex (herring worm), 390 nucleotides long. NCBI's taxonomy places the organism in Eukaryota, Metazoa, Nematoda, Chromadorea, Rhabditida, Anisakidae. The record is from the annotation of a GenBank genome assembly.
AUGAACAAGAAACAUGGUGCAUUCAAGAAGAUUAAAGCAGAAAGUGCCACAUCUUCGGUGUUCGCAAGCUCGCUGUCGAGCGGUCCUCAAGUACCGGCCAGUGUCAGGAGACGACACAGGACAACGUUCACUCAGGAGCAGUUAGCUGAGCUGGAUGCAGCCUUCCAGAAGUCACAUUAUCCAGAUAUAUACGUCCGUGAAGAACUGGCACGAAUUACAAAGCUUAACGAGGCUCGUAUUCAGAAUUUGGAUUAUAUUUGCUGGAUGGGGAUAAGGGUUAUGACCGGACUCGAACUCAGCGGGGAUCCGAUCCGAUCCGAUAACUGCUCAGACGACGAGCCGAGCGAUCGCUUGCGUAUUGCGCCAUCUGUGCUUAAAACCAUCACUUAG